CAGACAGUGAGUCACGUUGGAAAUACAUAUAGGGAUAGAGAUUCUUACUGAAGUUUUUUGUUUUACUGAUUUUUUACCGUUUUGGCCUUCUAUCUAAUUAUAUAUUUAUUGGCCGCGAUGGGAUAUACACAUAUCAGUUUACUGGUGGUAUUCGUUACUUUUUCUUUCGGGGUGGUUGUGAACUCUGCGUCGACAAACACAACAUCGUCCCCAGCAGUGUCAACGACACCGACACCAGAACCAGAGUGCAUUUCUUUGACAAGUUGUGAUGAAUGCUUAAAAUAUACUAAAUGUUACUGGUGUAAUAAAGACGAUACAGGAUGUGGAGAUUACCCCAAGGGUGAUAUUCUUCCAACCAAACAAUGUCCUCUUUCAGAUGCAAGAUGGCUUGUAUGUUGGUUGAAUUUCGAAGCCCUGUUGAUAUCUAUGGGAGUGAUUGCUGGUGUACUUUUGAUCAGCUGUUGCUGCUGUGUUUAUUGCUGCUGUUGUAGAUCUGGUAGAAAUAAGAGAAAAUAUGCCAGAGAAGAUGCUAAACUUGAAAGCCAAAGAGAAGAAAGAAAAAUGAGACAAGAAGAAAGACGUGCUGAACGCAAGGCCAAGAAUGAUGAAAUCAGAAAAAAAUAUGGACUUAUUAAAGACGACGACGAUGACUAAAAUGCGUCCUGUUUUACUUACAGGCCUAAUGAAAGAUGAUGUUGGAUACACCCAGUUUGAAAACUCAUAGAAAGUAAUAUUAGUAGAUGAACUAAUUUUAAACAAGAAGUGUGGGUCUACUUUGAUGUUGAAAGUUUUUAUACUGGGGGUUACUUGAAAUCAGUGACAUUUACAUAUGCUUUGAGAAUUUAAUUGUUACUCAGAUUUGGAGGUUCUUAGUUUGAAAUCCAAAUAACAGUUAUUAAUUUAGUAAUUUAUCUAAAAAAAUUAUUUAAUAUAGCCUUGACGCCCACUCUGCCUGAAUCAGAAUCUGUUUCUUCCAAAUUGAACUGGUGCACAGAGAAGAACAAAUCACAAUGCAAAUUUGAUAAUUAUUUUUAUGCAAAAUUUGUAGAGCAAUUAAGAAUAUUGAAUUCACUUUUCCAAUACCAAAAUAUUCCUCAUUGGCUGCAUUUCUACCUGCCUGUAUUUAUCCACUAGCGUUAGUCCGUGAUGUGAAAAUGCCACUUCAAUAAUUUAUAGUGAAUGUACUGGUUAUUCAGGGCUUGAUUGUUUGGACUGUUUUUUUUGUGAAUCAAACAGCAGAUAUUCUUAAUUUGAUAUACCAUUGUUCUUAUAUCAGUUAAGUUCAAUGUUUUUUUUUGAUGUAAUGUGCUUGGAAGGUAAAUUUUUUUAUUUUCUAAUCGACAUAAUUAUUUUAUUUGUUCUAAAUAAUGUGUAGUUUGGUUGGGAAUGAAAUCUAUAUUUUUAUGUAAACUGGCUGAUACUGUAAUAUGACUAAUUUUCUCUGGGUUUAAAUUUCACUGAUUUGCCAUUUCAGGCAUAUUCAGUGGGUUUUAAAUUCACGGUUUUAUCAUUUAGAUAGUGUGUUCUAUGCUAAAUUUUACUAAUUCACUGAGUUUUAAUUUAGCGUAUUUUCCAGUCAGCGAAAUAAGCCAAAUUAAAACACAGUGAAUAAUUACCCCCUUUACAGUAUUUGAUAUUUCUCUCUUGACAAAUGGUAUUGGGAAUUUGUUGAAAUGUACAAAUAUUUAUAUAUCUAAAUUUGUUAUUCAAAACACACAAAUCAGAUAUGAUAAAAAGCUAUCUUAUUUUUCUUCAGUUCAAUUUUUGGAAAAAAAAUAGUUUCGAGUUUCCCUGACUGCUAAAGAGCUGGUUUGCGUUUAGUCACAGUCCCUCUAUAGACUGUGGUUUAGUGCAGGAAUGGGUAAACUCUUACUGUAGCGUGUUUCAUAAUAGAUAACUUUUUGACUGUCGCUCCAAUUCACUGUAUCACCACUGAACUGCACAUAGUUAUACUAUGGUAAAUGGGAAUGGUUAUCCAAAUAUGUCAUUUCUCAAAAACCAACAUUGUAAUUAAAUCUUAGAGGUCAUCUUAUAAGAAAAAUAACUAUUCUAUACUGGAUGGCCAGAAUUUGAAUUGUUCCUAUCAUUCCUACCAUUACCUAGCAACCUGUGGACUGUUAUUUUGUCAGUGGUGUGUGUAUAUUAUGGGUCUGUGGCAUGUGAUGGAUGAUAACGUGUGGUAAUAAUGUUAACGGGUGUUUAUAAUUCUGAUUUGCAAAUAUCCCACCGAAUGUAAAAUAUAUAUGGUUGUAAGGGAAAAGUUGGCUGUGCUCAUGUUUGGAUUAUUCCUGUUUUUCAGACAAGCAGCACAAAAUACUAGUAUAUCCAUAAAUUUGACUGAUUCAAGUACUUUUUUUCUUCUUCAGAAUUGCUAACAAUAUAAAAUAGGACUUGCUUUAUUUGUAUUCAUUAAAUAUCUGCGAAGAUAUUACUUCUCCUUUGUAUGUGUAUUCCAAUUGUAGUUAUCCUCAAUGGUGUACUUUUCUACCUGUGACAUGUUACCAGCUGAAACACAAUGAUAUUAGCGAGGUAGUAGCACUGACUACUUUGUACAAAUUUAACUAUCGGUAUAUAUUUGAUCAAAAAAUAUUUUCUGUUUAUAUAUACUCCAGAAUAUCCUUUACUGGUACAUUUCUGCCAUCAUAUUUUAUGAAAUGUACAUGUGCCUCAACUUACGAAAUGUAAUACACUUAGAAUAUAUAUAAAAGGUACAAAAAUUUGAAUUGAUGUUGCGUUAAAAUCCUAUUAUUAACCCCAUUUUUAUUGCAACGACAAAAGUGAGUUUAAAGUUUGGGUGUGGUUUCUUAUUGAUAAUAUUUAAGUUCAAACUAGAAUUUCCACACAGAAAAUUACAAAUUUUGAAGUUUGAUAAGAUUAUUCAUUCAUGAUUUAAUGACAUUAAAUUUGAAGGGAGAAUCACUGCCAACUUGGAACAACAUCUGCCAACAUCUUGAAAUCAUCAAAUGACUUGCCAGUAUGAUCAGUGUUCAUGGGGAUGGAGGGAUGUGUUUUGCGUUACCAUCUCACUCUGAAAAUAUUCCACCAAUCCACAUGGUUUAUAUUGAAUAGAUCGUAGUUUUUAAUUUUUGCUCAUAUGACUUUCAAUAAAGUGUACGGUUAGUAAUGGGAUUUAACGGCAAUGAGAAAUAUAAAAAUAAUUUUAUAUAUUGUCCCAUUUAUAAAAAAAAUAUUGUGCUGUCCUGUGUAGUGACAGCGAUAAAGGGCAUGGGAUUUUCAUUUUUUUGAAUGGAUAAUAUAUUUUCUAAGAUGUUUAAAGGGAAACCGCUCAAUCCCAUGGAUUGCACCAAAGAAUCAUGGGACACUAUUGUUUAUGUUGUUUACAAUGUUAAUCUAUCUUUUGUUAUCCAUUGUUAUUUUAAUCCAGAAAGUAAAUUAGUUGUGAAAUUAAGCUUAACUGGAAGGUGACCCUUUAAGGUACUGCUUGCUCUCCCCCCCCCCCCCCCCCAAUGAUAAAUCAUAAUUUCUAAGUGUUGGAAAGAUUCAUGCUUUUCAAAAUUCAAGGUUGCAGUACUAUGAUUAAUCACAAAUAAACAAAAGUUA
Saccoglossus kowalevskii is the source of this 3561-nucleotide messenger RNA. Its product is annotated as pituitary tumor-transforming gene 1 protein-interacting protein-like. Gene Ontology annotation, cellular component: nucleus; cytoplasm. The record is from RefSeq and is a predicted model, not a curated record. Gene Ontology annotation, biological process: protein import into nucleus. Lineage: Eukaryota; Metazoa; Hemichordata; Enteropneusta; Harrimaniidae.